CUGUGUCGCCACGAUAGUUUUACGAGUCGUAUAUCACAAGAUUUAUGGUCAAUCGUACAAGCUGAUAAUCGUUAAUAAAGGGAAAUUCAUGUCUCUCUUUCGGUACUUCUCGCGAUCAUAUUACGAGAUAUAGUAACAUAGAGAGUCGCACCGUUUCCUUCUCGCACGAGUCUCGCUACUUGAAUGACAAAGUCGCCAUUGGAAUGGCAAGAAGCACAUCGCGUAUAAAUUACGUAGUAUAGGUUUUAACAAAUCACCGAUAUGCGUUGAAUAUUUAUAAUCAACAAAUAUUAAAUAUUAAUUUGCUCUUAUUAAUUAAACGCGUCUGUGAGAAAAACUAGCCUCGUACGAAAAGACUGGAUGGAACCGCUAUCGAGAAGAUCGCCGAGAUAGAAUUUUAUUGAUAACGACGUGUAAUACAUGUCGACUUCAUGAACAAACGUUGAUAGAAUAAUAACAAUUGUUUUGUGUCUCUCUGCGCGUAGAUCUCUCUUUCCCCCUCCAGAGAUACAUUCUUUCCCUUUCCAAAUACCGUCCGUCGUAGUGGAAUGCUCCCCACUAUGCCGCACUGACAUACCUAGUAUAUAAACAAAGUAUAUAAACAAGGACGCGUUGUUAUUUUCCCCACAUUGUAACUUGUAACGUCACCCGGUUCGGAAUUGAUCUAUUCCGUAUUCGUUCUGCUAAUGAUUAAGAAAUUCGAAAAUAAUAUCGGCAGUCUUACUCUGAUACCGCGAGAGUACUAUCACGAGUCGCGUUAAUGUACAGUAUGCUAUACGUCGUGAGCACUUUCGAUUAUAGACUGUAUUAUAGAAAUGUAUAUUAAAUGUUUUGUCGUGGGAACGAAUCAAUUGUUAUUUACACGUGGCCGUCUUAUUGUCAUUCACACAGCAAAACUCGAACAGCGCGUUUCAGAGCAGCAAAGGAUGAACAAGCACACAAAGAGAAAAGGAGAAGGAAGUCCGGAGAAACAUCGCGCGACGAUAAAGCAACUAUAUACAUACGAAAGAACUAACAUUCCUCCCAAAAAAACCAGCAUUUUAAAGUCCAUGGAAUCUCGGAGCAAAAAAUUACGGAAAAUGGAGACUGCGGGAAAUACUGAGAUAAAAAUAAAAGUGUUCGAGAAGAAUAGCCGAGGUUUAUCGGCCAGGUGUUGACUCCGCGUUUGUCGAAAGCAAAGAAAAAAAGCUUUGGAUUCGCUCUAACGAGAACGGACCAUGAUACAUUAUUUAACCAGAUGAUGAAUAGCGAACACUGAAGGGAAAUAUACUUUAGCCAAGAUGGAGGCCCACGUCGAUCAAGCCGCAAACGCAACCGUAGAAAAUCCAAUCUUCAUCGAUGCACCAAUCAUUUUAACAGCAAUCGUGCUCUGUCUCCUGAUUCUCAUCACUAUCGUAGGGAAUCUAUUCGUAAUAGCGGCUAUCGUAUUAGAGAGAAAUUUGCAAUCCGUAGCAAAUUACUUAAUCGUCAGUUUGGCUGUCGCGGAUCUUAUGGUCGCCUGCCUUGUUAUGCCUCUCGGAGCUGUUUAUGAGAUAAACUCGGGAUGGUCACUCGGUCCGGAGCUCUGCGACAUGUGGACCAGCAGCGACGUUCUAUGUUGCACAGCCUCGAUAUUGCAUCUGGUGGCUAUCGCGGUCGACAGAUAUUGGGCAGUCACCAAUAUCAAUUAUAUACAGGCGAGGAAUCCGAGAAGAAUCGGCAUCCUGAUCAUCGCUGUGUGGGUGAUAUCCUUAGGAAUCUCAUUAGCGCCUCAGCUCGGAUGGAAGGAUCCUGAUUAUUUGGACCGCAUAGCCCAAGGGACGUGUCUCGUGUCGCAGGAUACUGCAUAUCAGAUCUUUGCAACUUGCGCGACGUUCUAUCUUCCGCUCUUAGUCAUCUUAUUCCUGUAUUGGAGGAUAUUUCAAGCGGCGCGAAAAAGGAUCAGGAAGAGGCCCGGCACUAUACUUCAGCCGCCGCGUGAAAGAAGAGGCAUCCUUAGGCUCGUUACGAGAAGGCCCCGCGAGGAAUCGACGGCGUUCACCAUCACGAGAUCCACGCCGGAUCACUCGUCAAUCUCGCCGGAGAAGUCGUCGUCGUAUAACGGCGCGAACGUCACGCCGUCGACGACGGUGACACCGACAGCGGUCUCGACGACGACCACCACGACGACGUUGACGAAUCCGACCAGCACGAGCCAGCAGCAGCAGGUGGUCAAGUGCAUGAAGCGCACACGCGAGACGAUCGAGUCGAAGCGCGAGCGUAAAGCGGCCAAAACCCUGGCGAUCAUCACCGGUGCCUUCGUUGCCUGCUGGUUGCCGUUCUUCUUGGUCGCCUUGUUGCAGGCUACAUGCCAGACCUGCGAGCCGCCCAAGCUCGUGGCCAGUGUGUUCCUGUGGCUCGGAUACUUCAACAGCACCCUCAACCCCGUGAUUUACACUGUGUUCUCGCCGGAAUUUCGGCAGGCAUUCAAAAGGAUGCUGUGCGGUGGUACGCGGGGACUUCGCUGACAGUGGAUUUAAUUCCUUUGCCACGUGAGCGCGAUCCAAUGAGGGAGAUAUGCGUGAAACUUGUACAUAUACGUAUAUAUAUACGCUCGCUACCGGCGUUUUUCUCGGUGUUGUGUGGUAUCUCUGAAUCUAAAUAUUAUUAUAUUAAAUGAAUGCAUUCGAUUACAUCUAAACGAUAAUAUUAAAAAAUUAAUAAUUAUAAUAUUUUAUUAAUAUUUUUCUAUCUUCUUAGAUGAUCUCUCUUCGAAGAAAAUCGACAAAUAUCUUAUUUUCUAAUAUAAUUGUUUAUCUUGUUAAUUUUUGUUACUUUUAUUCUUUACAUUUUUUGUUAAUAAUGUAUAUCUUUUUCAAAAUUUUAGGAUAUAUCAUUUAAAUCGUGUUAAUGUUUGUAUCGAUUCUAUCGGCAUCUAGACACGACAGACGAUAUUCCACACAACACUGCUUUUUCCCACAGCUGUUCCAGGUAAUCAAGCUGCGCGUCGUUAAUUUCAUAGUCACUUUUAACGAAUAUGUCUCGUUGCCGUAAAUAUUAGUUAAAAUUAAAAUUAAAAUUUCACUCGCGGCUAGCAUUAAUUAUAGUUAAUCGACAACGGUGGAAACGAUCCUGCGUAGAGUAUUUUUGCGAAAACGCUUACUUGGAAGGAUCAACGACAAUGGUGCAACAUUAUUCGUGAUUUAUUCAAUCGUAAAAGUAGCCAGCGUUGAAAUAGAUAUUCAAAUUCACAAAUUUAAUUCAUCAAAAUAAAAAUCAAAACACAUUUUAACGCAUAAACUGGCCGAUACGUGUAUGGCUUGUGUUAGUGAAAAUUCUUAUCGCUCAAAAAACAUAAGUUUAAGCUAUGAUCAUAGAUUCUUCUAUUAUAACGUAAAAAUUUAAAAGAAAAUGGCUAUAUAUGAGUAUCUAAAUGAUGUAGGUGCUUAAUUCAUAAAUUUUAAUAUAUUGUUUAAAUAAAGAAAAAUGAGUUUGAUGACUAUAAGUGAUUACCGAAAAUUUUAUCUUAGCACCUAUAGCAUUUAGCCACACAUUUGUAUAAUUUAUAAAUAAUAGACAUACAUGAAUCGAAAAGUGAGUAAGACAAAUCUUAUAUUUUAUCGUCCAGUGAAGAUCCCUUAAAAUACGCUCUGAUGAUAUGAAAAAAUCGCGAACAAUGCUUGCUCUGAUACGUAAUUGUACAGUAUUGUGUAAGCACGCGAUAAUGUUUAGCGACCAUAUUUCCGAGCAUUACCAUUUUAAAAUAGCUAUGUAUAAAAAUUUUCAAUCUUGACUCGUCUCCAAAGUAUAUAUAAAUAAUGACAAAUCUAAAUGUACAUUAACUAAAACGCGAUGAAGCAAAUACAUCAUGAGUAAUUAUGUGACCAUGACGGAUUCUCUCGAGGAUCUGUCGCGAUUGUGUAUAAAUAAAACGUUUAAAUAUAUAAGAAAGCGCAAUAUCGUGAAUUAGGUACAUCUUACGCUUUUUAAUUUGAUUUGAGAUUAAAAGUACUUGGGAAAUCUCUCAAGCGUAAAAGAUUCUCGCCGCCUUAUGAAGGUUCGCUUACGCAACUUUUCUCGUACAGAGUUUUAUAAUACAAAAUAAAUAAAAUAGCAAUACAAGUAACAGAAUUGAAUAGAAAGGUUGGAUUAUUACUACAAGCAAAUGUAUUUUCACCAAUCCAUAUUAAUGCGAACGCUUAAUGUAGAGUAAAUGAAAGAUGAUUAAUAAUUAUAAUAAAUAUAAACAAUAAAGAACAUGCCGUAAAAUAUCGCGAUAAACUCAUAUCAUGAAUAUCCUAGAAUCAAAAAAGUCAAUCACAAAAAGUGAUUUUACAUAAAUUAUCUCUAUCUAAGAAAAAAAUUAAAUAAUAUUCGAAAAUUAACUUUAGCCUUGCCAUUCAAUUCUGCGUCUUAUAGCGAAUGUAAUCCUUUAAAUUUGCGUAAGUAAUAAUGUAUAUAACAUCUAUACUAUGAUAUUACUACGUAAUAUGGCGGAUAAUGUUUAAUUUACAGAGCAACGACUGAUUCAGAUCUAUGUCCACAUAUUAAAUGAAUAGGAAUUGAGAAAUAAUUCUUUGCGUUUGUAAUGUCUAUUUCCAAAUGCCGAAUAGUGUGCACGUGCAUUUAUUUUAUUUCUACAUUUACUUACGAGCUAUUGGACUCGCUAUUUAGAAAUAAACAUAGUUCUAGACUAAUCAUAAUAAUAUGUUAGGCAGAUUGUGAUAAACGGCGACAAUAGCUUUUUUUCGUCAGAAAUGAUAAGACUUCAUUUCAUCAAAUUAAUUUUCAAAUAUACGAGAAUAUAAGAUAAUGCUUUCUCUCUUACUCUUAGAAAGUUACAUAACAAAUAAAAAUAAGAGAUAUUUUUUAAUUUAUUCUUUAUUCGAACUCAUGGUAAUUUUAUUUUAACAAUCGUUACAUGUAGUAACUUUCUUUUAACACUAUAAAUAAUACAUUUAUUAAAUGUAAAUAUUAAUAAAAAAUACAUACGUAUACAGCACAGAAAGAAAAAAUUGUCAGUAUUAACAAAGAAUAGUUAAAUCGCUUUAAUUAAUUUGUGAGCGAAUUCUUUUUAUUUCUGACGACAUUGUUGCUGAAAUAAUGACGGCAAUAUCGGAUACGCUUGCGCUAUCUAAUUAUGUCAGUGGUCGUCGUUCUAUUCGCACGACAUAAUUAAUAAAAAACGUUUUGUUCAUGUUUAUUUUUUAUGUAAGUCUCCAAACAGAAGAACAAAGCGUUGUCCGCCGAGCAUUUUUAGCAGUUUCUAGUGGAGAUAAAAAGUCUCAUAAGCUCAAUAGCUUGAAGAAAAAAAACAAGAAAAAAAUUAUUUUACAGCUAUUUUUAUUACGACUAUUAAAAUGUUCGCGAAAGAUUAUAACAGCAAAUUAAUGUGUUUGAUGUAAAUGUAGUUUAAUCAAGUUGAAAAGAAUCAGCAUCUCUCAAUAAUGCUUAGUAAUUAGUUAAACGAUCGAUAGUGCCGCUCGGUUACUAAACAAAUACAUAAUGCUUGAUGCGGUUAAUACUCAUUAAUAACAUUCUGUCAAAGUGCCAUAACAAAAUUGAUCGUAAGCAAUUUGUGUUUGUGAUGAUAUACUACAACGAUAUAUGCGGCAAAAUGUUCAGCGGAUAACGGGAUAUCGGGUUGAUCACGUAACGCUUGUAAAUCGAAGCAGCCAUCGAUCGCUCAGUAACAUCGCUUCCCGCAAAUAUUGUUUCAUUAUGUAAGCGACACGGAUAGAUAAAGUUAUAAAGUUGAUAAAAAAAGUUAUGAGCAUAUUGAAAUGGAAACGUGUUCGCGGGAAAAUAUCAAGAUAAAACAAAUACAGUAUCGAUGAGAAUAUUAUCCAGCGAAUUCUAACACCGCGUAAUUAUUCAGAUGAUAAUUUGUUGACAUAAAUGCCAAGUAUGUUCACUUGAAAUUUUAUGCGGAAGCAUCAAGCAAAAACAAAAUAAGAGAGAUAGAGAGGAAGAAAGGAAGUGAGAAAAAGCAAUAGAAAAAGGGAAGAAUGAAAGAUAGAAAGAAAGAGUUAGAGAAAAAAAAGGAUGUUAUUUACAACGAUGCUUCAUGUGUAUAUAUCCUUGCAAUCAUAAAGUGAAAUAAAUGACGGAAAAAAGUUUGAAGAAAUUUGCUUGAAUGCUGUUUCAUGUAUAUUUACAACGUCUACAUACAA
This is a messenger RNA of Formica exsecta, 6131 nucleotides long. RefSeq names its product 5-hydroxytryptamine receptor 2A-like (gene 5-HT1). The record is from RefSeq and is a predicted model, not a curated record. The coding region runs from base 1281 to 2486 and encodes 401 amino acids. Gene Ontology annotation, biological process: adenylate cyclase-activating adrenergic receptor signaling pathway. Gene Ontology annotation, cellular component: membrane. Gene Ontology annotation, molecular function: G protein-coupled receptor activity. The transcript has 9 exons. Lineage: Eukaryota; Metazoa; Arthropoda; Insecta; Hymenoptera; Formicidae.